AUGGCGACUCGUGUAUCUCUGGUAUCUGUGUAUCCCACCAGAGAGUCUCUGUGGAUGGAGGGCGCUAGUUCUAACAGGUCACCCUCCCCUACACCCACCUGUGUGUCCAUGAAGAGUGAUAAUUCCAUUGACAGAGGAAUUGAAUUUAAAGGAGGAGACGCUUCAACUGGACAGAUGGAGGGCGCUAGUUCUAACAGGUCACUCUCCCCUACACCCUCCUGUGUGUCCAUGAAGAGUGAUAUAUCCAAUGACAGAGGAAUUGAAUUUAAAGGAGGAGACUCUUCAACUGGACAGAUGGGGGGCACCAGCUCUAAUGGGAGGCAACCCUUCCUUACACCCACCCAUGUGUCCAUGAAGAGUGAUGAUUCCAUGGGGAGGAGAAUCAGCUUUAAAGGAGGAGACUCUUCAACUGGACAAUAUCAGCAGAUCCACAAAUCCCACCUGCUGAAGACGUUUCAGUGUCUGAUUGAGGGAAUCCCACAGCAGGGAGACACCAGACUCCUCCAUGAGAUCUACACAGACCUCUACAUCACAGAGGGGGGAAGAGGAGAGGUCAAUGAUGAACAUGAGGUCACACAGAUAGAGAGGAGAGAAGCAGCACAAGACAGACCAAUCAAAUGCAGUGACAUAUUUAAACCCUUAUCUCAACAAGUCAAACCCAUCAGAACAGUGCUGACAAAGGGAGUGGCUGGCAUUGGAAAAACAGUAUCUGUGCAGAAGUUCAUUGUGGACUGGGCUGAAGGAACAGCUAAUCAGGAUGUCCACUUCAUAUUUCCUCUUCCUUUCCGAGAGCUGAACCUGAUGAAAGAGAAGAAACUCAGUCUGGUGAAUCUUAUUCAGCACUUCUUCCCUGAAAUCAAAGAUCGAAAAAUCUUCACCAGUUCAGCACACAAAGUCAUGUUCAUCUUUGAUGGUCUGGAUGAGUGUCGACUUCCUCUAGAUUUCCACUCCAACCCGACCUGUUGUGAUGUGACAAAGCCAGCCUCAGUGGAUGAGCUGCUGACAAACCUCAUCAAGGGGGAUCUGCUUCCUUCUGCUCUCCUCUGGAUCACCACCCGACCAGCAGCAGCCAAUCAGAUCUCACCUGACUGUGUGGACAAGCUGACAGAAAUAAGGGGAUUCAAUGACCCACAGAAAGAGGAGUACUUCAGGAAGAGAAUCAGUGAUGAGAACCUGGCCAGCAGAACCAUCACACACCUGAAGUCAUCUAGGAGCCUCUACAUCAUGUGCCACAUUCCAGUCUUCUGCUGGAUUUCAGCCAUUGUUGCAGUGAGAACAUCAAACAAAUCAAAGCGUGUAGAAAUGCCAAGGACUCUGACUCAAAUGUACACACACUUCCUAAUCAUCCAGAUAAACAUGACAAAUGUCAAGUACACAGAGAGAAAAGAGACGGAUGAAGAGGUGAUUUUCAAACUGGGGAAACUUGCUUUCCAACAGCUGGAGAAAGGCAAUCUGAUCUUCUAUGAGGAAGACCUGAGAGAGUGUGGCAUCGAUGUCACAGAAGCAUCAGUGUACUCAGGAGUGUGUACUCAGAUCUUCAGAGAGGAGGCUGGGCUGUACCAGGGAAAGGUGUUCAGCUUUGUACAUCUGAGCAUCCAGGAGUUUCUUGCAGCUUUGUAUGUGUUCCUCUGUUUCAGCAACAGACAGAGACAUAUGUCUGACCAACAACAAACCUCUCAGCUCUCUGCUCUGUUCACAGCUGCAACACUGUACGACCUACACAAGACUGCAGUGGACCUGGCCUUACAAAGAAAAAAUGGACACCUGGACCUUUUCCUCCGCUUCCUUCUGGGCCUCUCACUGGAGUCCAAUCAGAAUAUCUUAAAGGACCUUCUGCCACAGACCAGAAGCCAAUCAGAUACUACAGGGCAAACCGUCCAGUAUGUCAAACAGAAGAUCAGAGAUCAAAGUAGCUCAGGCAGAAGGAUCAACCUGUUCUACUGUCUGAAUGAGCUCAAUCACCAUGCUGUAGUGGAAUUCAAAUGGAGCUCAGGAACUCUGUGUGUAGACAUGCUCUUACCAGGAGAGUGGAAGACUACGACAUUUAAGUUUAAAAUGUCAGACCAGCAGCUGGCUGAUUUUGACCUGCAGAAGUACAUACAGACUCCAGAGAAAGAUCAGACUGAACUCCUCAGUCCAGAUGAAGUUCUCCAGAGGCUGGUCCCAGUGGUCACAACAUGUACAUCAGCUAUUCUGGAAAACUGUGGUCUGACUGAGAAGAGCUGUUCCUAUCUGGCCUCUGUCCUGACCGCACACUCCUCAAGUCUCAGACUGCUGGACCUGAGUGUGAAUGAGCUGCUGGACUCAGGAGUGAAACGUUUAAGUUCUGCACUUGGUCAUCAAAACUGCAAACUGGAAGAACUACGGCUUUGGAACUGUAAUCUGACUAAGAAGAGCUGUUCCUAUCUGGUCUCUGCCCUGACUGAACACUCCUCAAGUCUCAGACUGCUGGACCUGGGUGGGAAUAAGCUGCUGGACUCAGGAGUGGAAAGUGUAUGUUCUGCAGUUCGUCAUCAAAACUGCAAACUAGAGGAACUAAAGUUGAGAGGCUGUAACCUGACUGAGAAGAGCUGUUCCUAUCUGGCCUCUGCCCUGGCCGCACACUCCUCAAGUCUCAGAGUGCUGGACCUGGGUAGCAAUGAUCUGACUGAACCAGCUGUAGAGAAGCUCUCUGCUCUAGUGAACAGUAGACUGGAUAAACUAAUUCUGGCUCACUGGGAGAUGGUUGUCAUGGAUACUGAUUGA
Molecule: messenger RNA, 2745 nt
Organism: Sardina pilchardus (European sardine)
Lineage: Eukaryota; Metazoa; Chordata; Actinopteri; Clupeiformes; Clupeidae
Product: protein NLRC3-like
Exons: 9
Coding region: 1-2745 (914 amino acids)
Biological process (GO): intracellular signal transduction
Molecular function (GO): protein binding
Source: RefSeq, a predicted model, not a curated record